Messenger RNA from Austrofundulus limnaeus, 3734 nucleotides. Its product is annotated as myosin-6. The transcript is spliced from 19 exons. The coding region runs from base 1344 to 3719 and encodes 791 amino acids. Gene Ontology annotation, cellular component: cytoplasm; myosin filament; myosin II complex. The record is from RefSeq and is a predicted model, not a curated record. Gene Ontology annotation, biological process: sarcomere organization; muscle filament sliding; adult heart development. Lineage: Eukaryota; Metazoa; Chordata; Actinopteri; Cyprinodontiformes; Rivulidae. Gene Ontology annotation, molecular function: microfilament motor activity; actin filament binding; ATP binding.
AGGUAAUUCAAACAAUUACAGCAAUAAAAAAAAGAUUUUUAGAAAAUGUUAAUUUUAAAAUAGGGUUAUGAGAAACAAAAUACCAUAUUUUAUUAAUUGUUUCUCCUCAAAUAUUGACUCUUGACUGCUGAGGUAAACUGAAAAAUUUCUUUUGUUUUUGCUUAUGGAGAGGUGAUUAUGCUAAAGCACAAGAUUCAACAUACAUAAAAUAUCUCUAUCCAUAGUAUAUUUUAACUGAGGUGUUAGUUGUGUUAUGCACUGUCUUUCAAUAAUACUUGAUCCAAAAUUUCAGAUCCUUCCUACAAAAAGGGGAGAAGUUAAAGAAAGRACUAAUAUUCCAUUAUCAAUUUAUCUGGGAAUGAGACUUUUAAUUUUAAACAAGAACUUUUUUUAUUUACAUGGUAAGUGUUACUUCAGUUCUAUCACUCAGUGGUGCUUGAUAUCAGGUACUGUCUACUGUCAUAUGAACUUGAGUUUAACUGCAUUGUCUUUGCAUUGUAUCCUUUCUUUUAGCAGCAGCAGACAUGYUGGAAGUGGCCAGGGGUGGAUUAAGGGUGGAGACCUAACUGCGAGCCUUGGUGAGUGAYAACAAAAGGGUUUCACAACUGUGACCUUGGCCUUGUCUUGUCUCUUUGCAGACAACAGCUGCAGCUCUUUAUUCUUCAUCUCGGAUUGUAUUUUAUAUCCUAUCCCUGGACAGGCUAUUGUUGAACCGUGGAUCUUGAAAUGUCUGAGUUGAAGCUGUGCUUGUAUGGUGGGCUUAGGUUAGGUUUGAGCACACAGAUAGAGCAAUUUAACUUCUUACAAUAGAAACUAAGUACUCUGAUGACUAUAUUAUUUAAUUUUUGGAAAUGGGUGGCCAGUUACUACAACAUCCUUCAAGGUUUUGCCAGUCACGGAGUUAAGCCAUCAUAUAAAAAAGCUUUGAUAAAAAUUAUGUCAUUAAAAGUUCAAUAUCCUUAAAAAUGUGUUUGAUAUGAAGAAGCUAAAACUCAUUGGAAAAGAUGAGAAUGAUUUGAUUGACAGCGGUCUGUCCCUGCCCCCUACCUCCUGCCUUCCCCUUUCUUUGUCAUGUCCACUCUGGUGUUUCAGUCGUUUGUUCAAGGUGAGAGCAACAAAUAGCAGCAGUGGGCUCGGCCCAAUUUGGACAAUGCUUUUUGUGACGAACCCACUGGAUGCCAUUUCUCUGAUAUUCAUACCCAUAUUUGGGUGACUUACAGUCUUUAUUAAAGAGGAGGAAGCCUGGUGGGCACUGGAUCCAUCACUUCACUUCACAAGGUUGAGUGUAAAACAGUCCACUCAGCAAGUAUUCAGGUUUGGAUUGAAAACAACUCAGUUGAAUCAUGGGUGAUGCCGCCAUGGCAGAGUUUGGGGCUGCUGCUUCUUUUCUGAGAAAAUCGGACAAGGAGCGCUUAGAGGCCCAGACUCGUCCCUUUGACAUGAAGAAAGAAUGUUUUGUACCGGACCCUGAAGUUGAGUAUGUGAAAGCAUCUGUCACAACACGUGAUGGCGACAAAGUCACUGUCCAGACUGAAUUUGGAAAGACCGUCACUGUGAAGGAGUGUGAUGUGCACCCUCAGAACCCRCCUAAGUUUGAUAAAAUUGAAGACAUGGCCAUGUUCACCUUCCUUCAUGAGCCAGCUGUGCUGUUUAACCUCAAAGAGCGUUACGCAGCAUGGAUGAUCUAUACCUACUCUGGGCUGUUCUGUGUGACUGUCAACCCCUACAAGUGGCUGCCGGUCUACAACCAGGAGGUGGUCAUCGCCUACAGAGGAAAGAAGAGGAGUGAAGCUCCUCCUCACAUCUUCUCCAUCUCUGAUAAUGCCUACCAGUACAUGCUGGCAGACAGAGAAAACCAGUCAAUCCUCAUCACUGGAGAAUCUGGAGCUGGAAAGACUGUCAACACCAAACGAGUCAUUCAGUACUUUGCCAGCAUUGCUGCUGUCCCCAGUGGGAAGAAAGAUGCUGCUGCGGAAAAGAAGGGCACCCUGGAGGAUCAAAUCAUUCAGGCUAACCCUGCUCUGGAGGCCUUUGGUAAUGCCAAGACCAUCAGGAACGACAACUCGUCCAGAUUUGGUAAAUUCAUCAGAAUUCACUUUGACAACAGAGGAAAGCUGGCMUCUGCUGACAUUGAGACCUACCUUCUGGAAAAAUCACGAGUGACCUACCAGCUCAAAGCUGAGAGGGACUACCAUAUUUUCUAUCAGAUCUUGUCUCAAGUGAAGCCUGAACUACUUGAGAUGCUGCUCAUCACCAACAACCCCUAUGACUACGCCUUCAUCUCCCAAGGAGAGACAACUGUAGCCUCCAUCAACGACUCUGAAGAGCUGCUGGCCACUGAUGAUGCCUUUGAUGUGCUKGGCUUCACUCAAGAAGAGAAGAACAGUAUUUACAAAAUGACUGGUGCCAUCAUGCAUUUUGGUAACAUGAAGUUUAAGCAGAAGCAGAGAGAGGAGCAGGCAGAGGCCGAUGGAACAGAAGAUGCUGACAAAGUCGCCUAUCUAAUGGGCCUGAACUCUGCUGACCUCAUCAAAGGUCUUUGUCACCCAAGAGUCAAAGUAGGAAAUGAGUGGGUCACCAAGGGACAAAAUGUCGCUCAGGUGUACUAUGCUAUCGGUGCGCUGGCUAAGGCAGUGUAUGAGAAAAUGUUUCUGUGGAUGGUGGUGAGGAUCAAUCAGUCAUUGGACACAAAGCAGCCGCGCCAGUACUUCAUUGGAGCCAACACUGAGGUGGCUCAGUGGAGAACCAAGUAUGAAACUGAUGCCAUCCAGAGGACCGAGGAACUGGAAGAAGCAAAAAAGAAGCUGGCUCAACGUCUGCAGGAGGCUGAGGAGGCUGUUGAAGCAGUGAAUGCUAAAUGUUCCUCUCUGGAGAAGACCAAACACAGACUGCAGAAUGAGAUUGAAGAUCUCAUGGUGGACGUGGAGAGGUCUAAUGCUGCUGCUGCUGCUCUGGACAAGAAGCAAAGAAACUUUGACAAGGUCCUGGCAGAGUGGAAACAGAAGUACGAAGAGUCUCAGUCAGAGUUGGAGAGCUCCCAGAAGGAAGCCCGCUCUCUGAGCACGGAGCUCUUCAAACUCAAAAACUCCUAUGAAGAGUCUCUUGAACAUCUGGAGACCAUGAAGAGGGAGAACAAAAACCUUCAAGAGGAAAUUGCUGACCUGACUGAACAAAUUGGUGAGGGUGGAAAGAACAUUCAUGAGCUUGAGAAGAUUCGAAAGCAGCUGGAACAAGAAAAGAGUGAGAUACAGACCGCUCUGGAGGAAGCUGAGGCUUCACUGGAGCAUGAGGAAGGGAAGAUUCUCAGAGUCCAGCUUGAACUGAACCAAAUAAAGGCUGAAUUUGAGCGUAAGCUGUCUGAGAGAGACGAGGAAAUGGAGCAAGCAAAGAGAAACCAGCAGCGAGUCGUGGACACCCUGCAGAGUUCUCUUGAGGCUGAAACUCGCAGCAGGAAUGAAGCCCUCCGCCUGAAAAAGAAGAUGGAGGGAGACCUGAACGAGAUGGAGAUCCAGCUGAGCCAAGCCAACAGGCAGGCAGCUGAGGCUCAGAAACAACUCAAAGCUGUUCAUGCACAUCUAAAGGUUUGCAUAAAGUUUACAUUUUUAAUUUAUCUAGUAGAGUCAAUCUUUGAGUGUGACACAUCUUUCAUUAGCUAUUUGUUUUUAUUAAAGCCAGACUAUUGUGUGUGCAAGCUUUYCUUGGUCUGUUCAACUGAAUAAAAGUUGUGAAAGCUA